Messenger RNA from Protomyces lactucae-debilis, 1070 nucleotides. RefSeq lists its product as uncharacterized. The coding region runs from base 108 to 587 and encodes 159 amino acids. The transcript has a single exon. Lineage: Eukaryota; Fungi; Ascomycota; Taphrinomycetes; Taphrinales; Protomycetaceae. The record is from RefSeq and is a predicted model, not a curated record.
AAGAACCCGACUGGUCCGCAGAAUCUUGAAAGCAGCCGCUCGUCCGUCCGUUCUCUGAUCGCACAAAUACCAGCGCUUGCAAUCAAAAUAUUUCUCUCGCGAAAGACAUGACACACUGGUCGUUCAUCAUCUUGUCCUUCUGCAGCCUACUGAGCUACAAAGUGCAUGCCGUUGACGUUCAACAAACCAAGGACUGCACCAUGUCACUCAGAUUUUUACACAAACGUCCGUCAUCAAAGCCCAACGACCACACUACAUGCGCCGGUGCAUGCUGGACCUUGAUGGGGAAAAUCCCUGAUUUUGGAAAGGUCUAUGAUUCCGCAAAUACGCUGUACUGCUAUCGUCCCAUUGUACCGAUUCGGUAUUGGGUGAAUGGUACCACAGUUUCGCAUAAAGCUGGGAGGAACCUGCCCCUCGCCUCGGAAUACCUUUGCUUCUGUGACGCAAGGUUGAUGUACGACAAGGUUCCCGUUAGUUGCAAUUCAGACCAGAUGCAUGAUAUUGCCGAGGCCGUCAUCAAACAAUGGACGUCAGUGAAUCAAGGAGACACCGAAAUCACAACAGAGCCCUGGACUCUUUGUGCUUGAAUUAAGGCAAGAAGGCUAUUCGUUGAUGAUACACUAAAGCUUCUUUUCGAGUCAUCUCCCUCGCAAUACCCACGCUCAGCCUAGAACAGCCAGCUGAGAUUGCAUUCAUCUUGUAGCCUUAGCAAAGAUUUGCCUGUCUUUACCUCGUGCCCUGUUGCUUGCUUUGAGUCGUUCCUGACCGCACAAAUGCACACGAGCUGAUCUAGCAGACCAUCGGGCAAUGCGGACCAUAUCAAGAUGGUUGCAACACGGGCAAUGCAGCUGCGAUGGAAGAACAUCAUAGACACCAGAGACCGCCUGUAUGGAGGACUACCGAAUGCAGACCUGGACUUGGCCGCAUGAUGCGGGCAUUAGACAGGCAGAUCCUUCUGUAGACAGAGAAUAGUAGGCUGGUAACAUUGAAAGCGUGAAGCUCAAUUGCCAACAGCUACAGCAAUUGCUGUUAGGGCACAGAGAUGGAUUGGCGUCGUGCUCGAGCUUGCU